Molecule: messenger RNA, 2245 nt
Organism: Lolium rigidum
Lineage: Eukaryota; Viridiplantae; Streptophyta; Magnoliopsida; Poales; Poaceae
Product: jasmonoyl--L-amino acid synthetase GH3.5
Exons: 5
Coding region: 300-2045 (581 amino acids)
Cellular component (GO): cytoplasm
Molecular function (GO): acid-amino acid ligase activity
Source: RefSeq, a predicted model, not a curated record
UCCUCCUCCGGCUGCAUCCAUAUAUAUCCCCUGUGGCUGUCCGUCUGUUCCCUCUUGGACUAUAAUCAAUUGGGUUGAUUCCCCCACCCCGCGGUUUACACUCGGUUGGUUGGUUGGUUGGUUGCUCGGUCCCGCCGCUGGUCCUUCCGUCCGUCCGUCCGUCGCCUAGCGCGCGCAGGUUCCUCCUCGUCGCUACCUCCGGCCAGGCGCCGGCGCAGAGGUCGCUGUCCCGCUCCGCGGAUCAGCAACACCGGUCAGGUCAGGUCAGGUCUGACAAAGCCGGACUCUCUCUGUACGAAAUGACGAUAUGUAGCUGUGAAGAGACUAUCAAUGAGUUUGAGAUGUUAACACGCGAUGCUGGACGCGUGCAGCAAGAUACACUGAGAAAGAUCCUAGAGGCGAAUGCAGAUGCUGAAUACCUCACACGCUUUGGCCUUGACGGAAGGACUGAUGCCGAUAGCUACAAAUCUUGCAUCCCGCUGUGUGUUCACAGCGAUGUUGAGCCUUUCAUCCAGAGGGUUGCUGACGGUGAUAGCACACCUGUGCUCACUGGGAAGCCCAUCACCUCCCUGUCACUCAGUUCUGGUACAACGCAGGGAAAGCCUAAGUUCAUUCCAUUUAGUGACGAGUUGCUUGAGGACACACUUCAAAUAUUCCGUACUUCUUAUGCAUUUAGGAACCGUGAAUACCCUAUCGGCAAAGGAAAAGCCUUGCAGUUUGUUUAUGGCAGCAAGCAAGUCUUAACAAAAGGUGGCAUCCUUGCUACAACUGCAACAACAAACCUGUACCGUAGUCAGCGCUUCAAGGAAGGGAUGAAAGAUAUCCAGUCUCAGGGCUGUAGCCCUGACGAAGUAAUCUUUGGUCCUGACUUCCACCAGUCCUUAUAUUGUCACUUGCUGUGUGGGUUGAUAUACUCAGAUGAGGUCCAUUCCGUGUUCUCGACAUUCGCUCACAGCAUAGUGCAUGCAUUUCAUACGUUGGAGGAGGUUUGGGAGGACCUAUGUGCUGAUAUAAGGGAUGGUGUUCUUUCAAAAAAAGUCACAGCACCAUCAAUUCGCGAAGCUGUUUCAAAAAUUCUGAGGCCCAACCCGGAGCUCGCUGACUCGAUCUACAAAAAGUGUGUGGGAUUGAGCAACUGGUAUGGUGUCAUCCCAGCACUGUGGCCGAAGGCAAAGUACGUGUAUGGCAUCAUGACAGGGUCCAUGGAGCCAUACCUGAAGAAGUUAAGGCAUUAUGCUGGGAACUUGCCACUGAUAAGUGCUGACUAUGGUGCAUCUGAAGGAUGGAUUGGCUCUAACAUAGACCCCACAGUGCCACCUGAACAAGCCACAUAUGCAGUUUUGCCACAUACUGGUUAUUUUGAGUUCAUUCCUUUGGAGAAACCAACAGGGGAGGAGACGGAGAACAGCGCCAAUGUUCAUUACAUUGAAUCCGAGCCGGUUGGCUUAACUGAAGUCGAGGUCGGCAAAAUCUAUGAAGUUGUUCUAACUAACUUUGCAGGCCUAUAUCGUUACAGACUGGGAGACCUCGUGAAGAUAGCUAGCUUCCACAACUCAACACCAAAGCUCCAAUUUAUCUGCCGCAGAAGCCUAGUGCUGAGCAUCAACAUCGACAAGAACACCGAGAAAGACCUUCAGCUAGCCGUUGAGGAGGCAGCGAAGCUCCUGGAAGGGGAGAAGCUGGAAAUAGUGGAUUUCACAAGCUACGUGGAAAAGUCGACCGAUCCGAGCCGCUACGUGGUGUUCUGGGAGCUGAGCUCUGAAGCCAGUGAUGAGGUCCUAAGUGGCUGCGCAAACGCCUUGGAUCUAGCAUUUUUAGAUGCGGGCUACAUGGGCUCAAGGAAGAAUAAGACCAUUGGCCCCCUCGAGCUCCGGAUACUCAGGAAGGGAACCUUCAAAGAGAUCCUGGUUCACUUCCUGAGCCUCGGCGGCGCUGUGAGCCAGUUCAAGACGCCUCGGUUUGUGAACCCGUCCAACGGCAAACUGCUGCAGAUACUGAACCGGAAUGUCACCCAGAGUUACUUCAGUACUGCCUAUGGGCUAUGACAGAAGCGAUGAACUUCUGUCAUGUAAUUACCUUUCUUUCCGUUCUCUUUCUUUUCUGUUUUAGUCUCCUGAUAAAGUAACGUUUGUUUUAGUCUCUUGGAAUAAUGUUUUCUUUCUUAUGCUGGUGCUGGCUAGAAUUAUGUAAAUUGCCGGCUAGAGUUGUAGCAAAAGGUAUUAAAAGAAAGAAAUCUUCGUAUUUA